AUGCAAAAGCUCAAGGUAUCCGCGUCCGAGGCCGACUCGGUGCUCCAGAGCGUCAUGCCGAUCGAUCUCGUAAACCGUGGGUCGGCGCUCUUCUACACAAACCACCUCGACGAAGACGACAAUGACAACCUCCUCGACUUGCAUUUGCUGCUCGUGGGCCUCUUGGAUGCACUGCAGCCAGGGACGCGGCUCAUUUGCCGGGACGGCUUCUUUGGCCCCACUUGGGACGAGAGUAGGCAGUCGGCGCCGACGCGCAAGGCCUUGUUCCAGACGCUCCUCGCCGACGUCCUGCCGCCGCUCUUGCAUCAAGUGCUCGACGAGCGCGCGUUCAAGAUUGACCACCAAGACGACUUUAUGCCAUUCCACAAGCUCGUCAAGGAGUACGAGACGACGCAAGUGGUCACGCUUCCGUUUGUAUUUGCGGCGCAGUGCCUGCUCGAGUCGAUUUUGGCGGUCCAAGGACCCCCCUCGGACGCGGUAACCGUGGCCAGCGUCGGGGCGUACGCGACGGACGCGAUGCGCCGUGUGCUCCAGCACCUGCAGACGUUCAAGGAGUCGCCCGGCGAGCUCUUUUCACCGCCGCACACGAAGCGCAACCUCAACGUCACGGUGGCCUGGCUCGGCAAUACGCUUCGUAUCGCGACCACGUACCCUGGCUUUACCGAGAACGAGGUCGCACGCGCGUGGCUCAACCCGUGGAUGGCCGGCCAGCAUGUGCUCAUGACCACGAUGACGCUGGGCCUCGACACGGGCAUUUUCCUCUUGGACGACAUUGGCCAAGGCCGCUUGGUGCUCCACCUCUACAACGCGCUCCGUAUUCGCGAUCACGUUGCGCCCGUACCGGUGCUCGACAUGCUCGCCGACCUCUUUGAACAGGGCAAGUCGGUGUGGGCCGGCAGUCGCCCCAACGCGCCCGGUGGGUUCCUCAAGGCGCACCUUCUCGCGUGGGGCUACGAAGCCAAGGAUGCACCGGUCGUGGCUGCGAGCUCCCGCAACCAAGCCGGCGAGGUGGACGCCAAGACUGCGCACCGCGACAGCAAGGACCGCCGGAGCAAGUUUCAAAAGGCGCAUGCAAAGAUGCAGCGAAAGGGCCGGACGCUGAAUGUGACGGAGCCCGAGCACCUCAGCCGCGCGUACCGCCUCGCCACGUACAUGGAGGCGCCGGUGAUGCGCAACGAGAAGCUGCCGUCGAUGCGAGACCUCCAGCGCACGAUGGACGCCGAGUGGGACCGCUAUUUGCAUCUGGACUUUGGUGCGAUCGGCCUCCUCUUUCGCGAGAUCUGGACACACCUGGUGCGCACGCUCGGCUUCUCGGGCGUCGGGCCCCAGUGUCCGCAAUUUGAUCCAGACUGGCGCGAGACCCAAGAGAACAACCAGAUCCACAAUGAGAAUCUGUGCCUCCAGACGCUCCUCUUUUACUGCGACGAAGACCCCGCGUCGCCCAAGCUCGCGGUCGCCGCCGAGGUUCUUGCUUCGUACGCGACGCGCCUCGAAACGGAUGUGCUCGUCGCCCCAGCCUAG
Saprolegnia diclina VS20 is the source of this 1521-nucleotide messenger RNA. RefSeq lists its product as hypothetical. The transcript has a single exon. NCBI's taxonomy places the organism in Eukaryota, Oomycota, Saprolegniomycetes, Saprolegniales, Saprolegniaceae. The record is from RefSeq and is a predicted model, not a curated record. The coding region runs from base 1 to 1521 and encodes 506 amino acids.